AUGCCUGGAAACAUCAGAUCAGUGUCUGUUGUGUGGGUUGUGUUGGUCUGUGUGUCGUUUUGCAGCAGACUGACCGGUGUAGGUGCAGCACCCAUCUGUACCAAUGCCCAAGCUGGGUGCCACGUCCUGUCCCUGGCCAACCUGUUUGACCGGGUCAUCCAACACUCAGCCAGGAUGCAUGGCAUUUCAAAUGACCUUCACUCCGAGUUUGAGCAGUACUUCCUGCCCAGUAAGAAUCAGAUUGGCCGGGUCAGUCGCAACUGUCACACCUCCACCAUCCUCACCCCAAAUGGCAAAGAGAACGCUCAGAGAAUGGCGAGAGAGGAGCUGACGGAGGUGAUUCUGAAGCUCCUGACGGCGUGGAGGGAUCCUCUGUGGCAUUUCCACCAAAGCAUGGCUCACCACCAUGAUUUCAACAACUUCAGCUCCAAUAAAGCUCUUGAGAUGAGUGACAUGGUGCACGAGCUACGCAAAGGUGUAGAGAAAGUGGCUGAGAAGAUGCAGAUGUUGGGGAUGAUAAGUAACUCUGUCAGCAGCCUGGAUUCUCCUGAGGGUUUGUUGCCAUCAGACAGUGCCGAGUGGCACCUGAUGAAAGACUAUGACCUCCUCUACUGCUUCCGCCGAGACUCCAAUAAGGUCCAGAACUACCUGAAGAUCCUCAAGUGUCGAAUCAUUCCAGAGCAUGGAUGCUGA
Messenger RNA from Morone saxatilis (striped sea-bass), 693 nucleotides. RefSeq names its product prolactin 2 (gene prl2). NCBI's taxonomy places the organism in Eukaryota, Metazoa, Chordata, Actinopteri, Moronidae. Gene Ontology annotation, molecular function: hormone activity. Gene Ontology annotation, biological process: response to nutrient levels; positive regulation of receptor signaling pathway via JAK-STAT. The transcript has 5 exons. Gene Ontology annotation, cellular component: extracellular region. The record is from RefSeq and is a predicted model, not a curated record. The coding region runs from base 1 to 693 and encodes 230 amino acids.